AUGGCUGCUAUAGCUGUGAGGGGAGGUGCUGUGCAUGACAAUGAGGAGGUGGAAGUGAUGGCUUGCCGUAAAGCGCUUGAGUUUGCCAUUGAUGCGGGCUUCACGGAGAUUAUCCUGGAAGAACCUACCAAUUCAAGCCACACAUCCACAAGUUCAGACCAAGAAAAACCUUGCCUUAAUAUAUCAGCGUUCCUUAAAAUGGAUGAGAGGAUGAAGCAAUUUGUCGAAAAUGGAGAUAUUAAUGCCUUUUACCAAUUAAUUAUAGAGGAUGUAAAACUUUUGGAGCACAUCGAUGAGCUACCAUUUGCUGAUACUCCUUUACACAUAGCUGCAUCUACUGGGCAAAUCACAUUUGCCGUGGAGAUGAUGGGUUUAAAGCCCUUAUUUGCUCAUAAACUAAAUCAAAAUGGGUUUAGCCCUAUUCACCUCACUCUACAAAAUGGACAUAUUGAGCUGGUGCGUCAGCUUCUACAAAUUGAUGGGGACCUUGUUCAUGUCAAAGGAAGGGAGCAUCUCACUCCUUUGCAUUACAUAGUAGAAAGUGGUAAACACCUUGAUCUAUUGGAAGAACUUUUAUUGAUCUGUCCUGAUUCUAUUGUAGAUGUGACAGGGCGAAACAAGACUGCUUUGCAUAUUGCCCUCAAAUAUAACAGGCUUGAUGUAUUUAAUUUCUUAGUGACAUUGGAGUAA
Molecule: messenger RNA, 690 nt
Organism: Quercus lobata
Lineage: Eukaryota; Viridiplantae; Streptophyta; Magnoliopsida; Fagales; Fagaceae
Product: ankyrin repeat-containing protein BDA1-like
Exons: 2
Coding region: 1-690 (229 amino acids)
Molecular function (GO): protein binding
Source: RefSeq, a predicted model, not a curated record